Messenger RNA from Branchiostoma belcheri (Belcher's lancelet), 1780 nucleotides. RefSeq names its product tyrosine decarboxylase 1-like. The transcript has 12 exons. NCBI's taxonomy places the organism in Eukaryota, Metazoa, Chordata, Leptocardii, Amphioxiformes, Branchiostomatidae. Gene Ontology annotation, biological process: carboxylic acid metabolic process. The coding region runs from base 109 to 1659 and encodes 516 amino acids. The record is from RefSeq and is a predicted model, not a curated record. Gene Ontology annotation, molecular function: pyridoxal phosphate binding; carbon-carbon lyase activity.
ACAGCUCGGAGCAUUCUGGGCAUUCUCGCAUAAACGCCCGGACAGACAAGGAGUGACUCCUUCUCCACUCUGCUCUUCACAGUUCUACGCCAAAAUUCCAGGAUCACCAUGGCCCGUGAAAUAGUCUUUGACUACGACUAUCUGGUUCGUCUGGAAGAGUCUUCCAGGAAGCUGGAGUCCGACUCAAAACAGCGACUGGAGCUGCUACUGAAGGCCCAGAGGGAGGUGGACACCUACCUGGAACAGCUGAAUAUGGACCAUCCCACUGGAUGGGCGAUACCACCUCAGGAGGAGCAGGUAUCGGUGCAGGCGGGUCCGGACCAGAUACAGGCGGGUCCGGACCAGGCACAGUCGGGUCUGAACAAGGGACAGGGGCCGCUUCCCAUACAGGAGAAUGCCGUCAGCAUAGACGUAGCUUUGCGUGACUUCAGCCGUAUCGGUGAGGAGAUGGAGCGGGAAGGUCACCCCGGUCACAUGGCGAUGGUUCCCGGUAACUCCACCGCCCCGGCCGCCGUCGGAGACUUCUUAGCGGCCUCCUUCAACCCGUACCCACACCACGUCGCCUCCUGCUGGAGGGCGGUGAAAAUGCAGCAGCAGAUCGUGCAGUGGGCGGGCCAGCUGUUCGGCUACCCGCGCACGUGCGCCGGGAAUCUGACGUCAGGCGGGACCGUGGCGACCAUGGUUGCCAUGGCAACGGCUAGAGACACCAAAGUGCCCCAAAGUAAAGACUAUAGCAGGAGUGUGUUGUAUAUCAGUGAGUUGACACACGACGGUGUGGCCAAAUGUCUGAACACCCUUGGGAUGCGGGAGGCCGUGGUCAGGAAGGUGCCUGUGGAUGACCAGUACGGCAUGGACGUAAACAUUCUGCGCAAAUUCAUCCAAGAUGACUUGAAGGACGACCUCCUCCCGUUCCUUGUGGUGGCGACUGUAGGGACUACAGACGCGGGCUCCGCGGAUCCCGUCCCUGCGGUUCGAGCCGUGGCUACUCAGUACAACAUGUGGCUGCAUGUGGACGCCUGCUAUGGAGGCUUCUUCGCCCUCUGUAACUCCGCCAGACACCUGUUUGAAGGGGUGGAGACAGCUGAUUCCAUCUCUGUGGACCCUCACAAGGGUUUGUACGCGCCAUUUGGAACUGGCCUGGUCCUGGUGCGAGACGGUAUCUUACUGCGGAAGUCAAACACCCGCAAACACGGGAACUACAUGCAGCACCAGAACAACAACCCAGAGGACUGGAACCCAGAGGAUCUCACCUUUGAGCAGAGCUCACACUUCAGAGCCCCGAGGAUCUGGCUGCCUCUUCAGGUGUUCGGAGUCUCGACUUUCCGAGAUGCGCUCCAGGAGAAACUUGAACUGGCCAAGUACCUGUACCUCCGACUCAAAUGUCAGCCGCGUCUCUACGUGGUGAAGCCGGUGCUGUCCAUUGUGCUGUUCCGUCUCGCUGCCAUGACGGACAGCGCAAACCACGCUCUCCUGAAGAAGAUCACGGCCGACGGACGCUUCUUCAUCACCAUAACCACGGUGAAGGGUGUCCAGUACCUGCGCGCCUGUAUCUUCUGCUUCAGGACCCACCGUCAGGACAUGGAUGUCUUCAUCAACAAAGUGAUGAAUGCCGUGGCUGAGAUGGGCCUACCUGAGGACGAGUUUUGCCAUGCAGGGUGAAGCCUGGCGUGGAUUCGCGUGCCCCUGUUUUAAUAUUAUAAGGCCACACCAAUUUAAUUUCUUGGUUAACGGAUUUUUCUAGAAAAAUAAUGGAGCGGGCGGGCGAAAAAAAAAAAAAUAA